AAUGAAUUUACCCUAAGUAUUCAAUGUAUUUACAGAUAAUAACUAAUUCGAAAAAUUUAUUGAAGAUCUAGUGGCUGAUUGUGUUCAUGGAAUUAAACUACCAUAUUUGAAUUAAUUCCCUGAAAUUAAUCACUACAAUCUAAUUGUGGAAGCUCAAUAAUUUAUGCAACAAUUUAGUGAAUAUUUGUUAGAAAUGAAUAAUUAAAAUAGAGAAGAAGUAUAAAUAAUUAUUAAUUUGUAAUUAGGUGUAAAGACUAUUAGAAAAGUUAAAAUCAUAAAUAGACCCAGAAAAACAUUAGAUCUUCACAAGGAUAAUAACUGAGAACUUUAAAGGUAUGUGUAAACAAGCAUUAUAUACACAUAUAGCAUUAUCAAAAUAUGUUUUAAUUGAUUAUAAUUGGAAUUUGAAUGUACAUUCCAUAAAUUCUAUAUAGUUAACAAUAUCAUCCAAUAAAAUAGCUAAGUCACAAAUUCCUACAAUAAUUGUAGAAUUGCAUUUAUAAACCUUAGAUAAUAUAGCUAAUAAAAAAAAGAUUAGAUUUGAAAUGACAAAGGAAGAGCUUGAAUAGUUUGUAGGUAAAUUAUAAAAAGUUAUGAAUUAAUUAUAAUUAUAAUAUAAAUGA
This is a messenger RNA of Paramecium primaurelia, 623 nucleotides long. Lineage: Eukaryota; Ciliophora; Oligohymenophorea; Peniculida; Parameciidae. The record is from the annotation of a GenBank genome assembly.